AGUCACUGCGGCCGCCGCACCGCAGUGCGCUGCGCUGCGCUCGCUGCGCGGGCCGGGCGCGGGGCCGAGGCGCGGAGCGGCCGCGCUGUGGGCAGUGGAACGCGGCCAGGAGGCAGCGACACCUGCUCCCCGCGGGGAUGCCGCUCCCGGUCCUCUUCCCCCGGUCCUCUUCCCUGUACCCCCACGCUGGCGUCUGCGGUGACAGCAGCAGCAGCGGGUCUUGUCCGCUUGCCUCCUCCCUGGUGGGACUGCAGAGAAAUUCUGUUUCACAACCGGGCACUGAGCCUUCCGCGCUGUGGCACUUGCUGUCUCUUGUCAUUGAGAUGGGCCGGACGAUACAAAAAAUUUAGAAAAUUCAGUUUAGGAGGCGUUUUCUUCUUUAAUUUCCUCUAAGCCACAUUAUGAAUUGCUGUUUUUAGAUACAGUAAUUGCUUUUUAAAGGUUGGAAUUUCCUGAUUACACAAUUCUGAAAACACACAACCAUUCUUUUCCCAGAAACAGAUGCAUUGGAUUACUACUGUUUUGCUGGCUCUGAUGAUUUUUAUUCAUCUGCCUUAUAUUUAUGCUGGUCAUGACUUGGUGUUGCUAAAAGGCAAAGCUGUUUUUGUCUGCUGACACAUGGGUGACUGAGGACUCCUGGAAGAUGGAGAGAUUCCCAGGGUGGUUCUGUUUUCUGUCCAGAAGGGCUCUUGCUGUAACCACCAGCCUUAACAGAGCUGCUGUAGGUCCCCAUCACUGUGGAACAACCCUCUGGCACUUGAAAGGCUUCUUGCAAAGUUGUUUACCCCAGAAAAUAAGCUCAUCUUGCACAUUAUGGUUUUGUUUUUUAUAGUUUCCCCUCUGCUCAACAGUAAGUCAUACAGAGAGGAGAAAAAAGAGAGCAGGUUGGUUUUUUAAGUCAUUGGAUGGGAUUUCUUAAGGUUCUUUUGGAUAGGUUUGGGUUUUUUGUUUGAUGAGGUUUGGGAUUUUUUGUCAGUAGAAAAAUUAACUAAACUUAAGGUUGAGAAGCAUUUAAAUAUUUUUUUUGUUGUGAACCCAUUUUGUCAAGUCCACAGUCAGUGUCCUUGGAGGAAAAAGCUCCAUCCUAAAAUGGUUAAGGUCUGCCAUGCUAAAAUCUUAUAUUUGCAGGCAGAAUUAAGAGCAGUGACAGUUUUAUUGGAUGUAAAACUUGUUACCUGAAUACCUUUAAUAUUUUGGAACUUUGAAUGCCACUUGGGCUUUAAAGACAAACACAAAUCAUGUCCUUCUAGCACAAGUGCGGUCCCUCUCUCCCUGCUGUGUCUGCUUGAUGCCUCCUCAGAACAUCCCCCUCUGCAGUAGCAGAGGUUUUUCAGCAGGAGCUGUGAUUGUAGUGCAGAGCCUGUGUGCAGAAACCUGUCUGAGGACUCUGCUUUGGAGCUGCCUAUGUUAAAAAAAAUUCCUGACCUUACCAUCUCAUUGCUGCCUACGGAUUGCAGCAGCCAUGGAGACCUGAGCCACUGCUGCAGGCACUUGAUUAGGGAAGAAGCAUGACCAAGAUGAACUGCAUCUUGCUGACCACCUGCAUUGUUCUGAUUGCUUUUUGUGGCUCUGGUUCUGCCUUAAGAUGUUACCACUGUGAUAACAGCCCUACCCUGUGCAGGACCAACAGCACCUGCUUAGCAACUGAAGACACUUGCUUGCAGUUAAAAUUUGGUAAAUUGAGAACUUUCUCCUGCUGGAAGACAUCCCAGUGCAAUGUGAAUGAAAUUGCUGAUUCCUUCCUGUUGGAUAAUUUUGAAUUCUUUUGCUGCCAAUAUGACCUGUGCAAUGAGAGUGCAAUUACUGGGGUUAACAAAGCAGCCUUCAGUAUUGCUUCUGUAAUGGCCAUGUUAUGGAUGCUCCUGUAAUAAUCCUGAUUUGUAAGCUGUCCUUUCAGUUACACAAAAGCAUUAACUCUUUUCUAUAUAGCAUAUUUUCAGCUCCAGUCCAUAGGCAGAAAUAUUCCUGUGUAAUUUUGUUUCCCAAGGUUCUGUCUGUUCUGUCUGUUCUGUUCUGUGUGUUGUUACCACUUAGUGGGUGUUUUGUUCUGUCCCCCUGCUCAUGGGGAAGAUCAGCUCUAGGGAAGUCAUGUUACCUUGUGGAGAACCUGGGCAAACUCCAGUGGGUGAUGUGAAGGAGAAGGAACAUUACAGCUUUUCUGCUGGAAACUGUCAUUUUUUUCCUGUCCCAUAAACUGACAUUAUUUUUAGUUGGCAUUUCUGUGGGUUUUGAUUUGUUUUGCUUUGGAUCCUCCUUGUCACAAACCAAGCAGUGCCCUCAACACAAGAAGUGUUGGAUCAUAAGUGUACCUUGCUGCAGUCUUUGUGAUGAAUAUGGAAAUAUUCAGUUUCAAGUCAUGUAAAUACUUUGUUCCCAUCACUGUACCUGUUUUUUUUUUCUGCAAGCCAAUGAUAUAACCUUGUCAAGUGCUGUUAUUUUGGGAAAAAGCAUCGACAUUUCUUAAGCCAAAACCAAAAUAUUGCUGUAAGUGAGAAACACUUCUCUUUUUUUUUUUUUAAUAUAUAUAUUUCUGUAAGCAUGUAGACAACAUGUGAUAGCUUCUUUUUGGAUUUUCCUAAAAUGCUUAGGAUUUUAAGUGAGCAUGUGCUUUGCACUGAGUAUUUAUUGGUAUACUGAAAAUCAAUUAUAAAAUGCUAAGGAGUUGAAAUGGCACAUGUAGUUUAUUUCCUCACCUAGUUUGCUUCUGGGUUUUGUUGAAAACAGUGACAUGUAAACUUAACCCUUCAAGCUUCCACCUAAGAGUAUUAAAAUCUUGCAGAACUAAUUUUCCAUAAAUGGCAAUGCACAGUAUAGGUGUGUAUUUAUAUAGCAUGAAUAAUACCUGCUCCAUCUCUAGGUGUGAGAGGUCAAAUUCUGAAAUACUUACAUUGCUCUGCUCCGUGGUGGAGACAGACCUUGGGACAAUCUCUGGUACCUGGGGACCCUCUCAGUCAGGUAGGAUGCCAGAUCCUCCUUUUUCUUCUUCUGGAGCUGCUGGCAUAUCCUUGCCAGAGUUGUGUCCAUUGCCAAUGGGGUAUCCUCUUCCUGAGGACCCUCACUUGUGCUCGUGACACCAGUGACACCAGUUCGCCAGUCACAACAAGGGUGUUGUUCCAAAUCCCUGAUGUAAUCCACAAUGUACCUUUUGGUUGAGUUUAUUGUAGCUAUGAAAGUGUCCUGGGAUCUUUCCCAUCACUCUAAAUACAGAAGUUGUCCUGUCUUUGAUAAAUAAAAAUGUCAAAAAAGAAGAA
This is a messenger RNA of Agelaius phoeniceus (red-winged blackbird), 3251 nucleotides long. RefSeq names its product CD59 glycoprotein. Lineage: Eukaryota; Metazoa; Chordata; Aves; Passeriformes; Icteridae. The record is from RefSeq and is a predicted model, not a curated record.